Messenger RNA from Medicago truncatula (barrel medic), 1234 nucleotides. RefSeq names its product RING-H2 finger protein ATL58. Gene Ontology annotation, biological process: protein ubiquitination. The transcript has 4 exons. Gene Ontology annotation, molecular function: transferase activity. Lineage: Eukaryota; Viridiplantae; Streptophyta; Magnoliopsida; Fabales; Fabaceae. The record is from RefSeq and is a predicted model, not a curated record. The coding region runs from base 167 to 847 and encodes 226 amino acids.
CUCGCACGCAUCUAAUGUCAUGAAAUGACUUCAACUUCAAUAUUAAACUUGUUAUGAAUGUGUUAAUUCAUUUUGAUUCACUCUAAAAAUAUUAGUAAUUCUUAUUUUAUUUGUUCACUUCAUACUCAUACAAGAACGAUAUUGAGCUAUAUGGAAACUAGUGAUAAUGUCUCAAUCUCAAGGUUGUUGUUCCAGUAGCAGCAGUGGUAACAGAUCUGAUGCUUCUGGAGUAGCUGAAUUGAAGCUGUAUAGAGCUUUUAUAUUCUCUGUACCAAUUUUCUUCACUUUGAUUCUUCUUUUUCUUUUUUAUGUUUUUUAUUUGAGACCAAGAAGGGUUGAUUGGUCUUCUAUUAGGAUGAGGUCUGUUUCUGUGCUGCAACAUCAUCAUAACAACAAUGCCACCUCCACUUCUGAUUUGGGAUUGAAGAAAGAAUUGAGAGAGAUGUUGCCUAUUAUUGUAUACAAUGAAAGCUUCUCUGUCAAAGAUACACAAUGCUCAGUAUGUCUUUUGGACUACCAACCAGAAGACAGACUUCAACAGAUACCUGCAUGCGGCCAUACAUUUCACAUGAGCUGCAUUGAUCUUUGGCUUUCCAGCCACAGUACCUGCCCGCUUUGCCGUUUGUCCCUACUACCUACUGCGAAAUCUUCGACAGAAAUAUCCGAAAUGCAGGCCACAAGCAAUGAAGAAAUGGAGAUGCAACAGAGCGAUGAAGAAACACUAGCCAUGGAAUUCUCUGACUCAAGAUCUACUAGACAUCUAGAAACCAGUGUCAUUCAAAAUGUCUCUGGAGAAGCUGCGAUCGAUGAUCACCGCAUUGAAGUUGAAGAGCGAAACAAUCAUUAGGAACAUCAGGACCAAGUUGAAGAUAUGAGAUUUUGAUUCCUUCUGGCAAAUGUUUGAUUCAAUAUUUUUGUUCAGUUGGGAUGCAAGAACUUGGUUUGGCGAAAAAAUUGGUAAUUUCGCGGAGGAUUGGAUCAAACCAUCAACAUCACCACCUUGCCGAAAUCUUUGAUAUAUCCCUGUGCUAAUUGGAAACAAGAUCAUGGACUUCUUUUUCCUAAUGGUUUACAUUGUAGCAUUGUAUUUCUGUGAGAGUUAUGCAUCAGUUAUCAACAUGUAAUUUAAAAUUUUCUAUGAUAUUGAAGGUUACAUCAAAGGGUUGAAGUCACUUGAUCAUCUUUUCAAGAAAUUUGAGAAAAGAAGUUAUUAAAGAAUGAAGUUAUUUCAUAA